AUGACCGGGGCAUCGGCGGGCGGCGUGAUCGCAAGACCCGGAGAGGCGGUUCACACUGCGGCGCCCCCGGGAGACCCUCCGAUCGGGUCGUUCACGCCUGAUGAGCUACGUGAUAUUCGCGAAUACAACAAACUGUUGCAGUUCCGCGACGAGAUUAUCAGCGGCCAGCACCCUCGCAUCAAACUAGCCCAUCUUCCAGGGAAGACCGCCCAGAAGGCAUCUCUCACGCCUGCGCCGACUUCUACAUCCGCGGCAUCCCCGACAGCUUCACAGCCUGCCACCGCGAAACGCGCUGUAAUUGGCAAUGGCAAUGCUCGGUCUCAGCAAACAAACCAGCUGCGGGCUCAGGGAAACACACCUCCGGGUGUCCCCGGCCUUGGUAUACUGUCUUCGAGCGUUCAAGCAUCCGGGCCCGGAAAGCCUGAAAUCAAUCCAGUGCUUCUAGAAAAGUCUGACGAUCUGGUCAAAGCCGAGAUUCAACUGCAGCGACAGCGCGUGGAGCGCAGUCUGAGGGAACAGGUCGAGCAGCGCCGUGGCGCGACCAAGGCGUCAGACCAACUGGCUGAACUUGACGUUGCCGACAUCAUGGCCAAGGCUAUGUCGCUAGUUCUCGCGACUCCCCUAGCCCAGUCUACUGACGACACACCAGCCGCUAAUGCCACAGCGUCGAACGAGUCGGCCGACGAUGACACCUUUUACUCCAGCCGCCACGAUACCCCCGAGUCGAACAUGGCCUCCCGACUCCCCAACGAAUCCGAAGACGAAGAGAUGCGAGAAGAGUCCCCUUAUGAGCCCGCACUUGAUCUCGGUCCCGUCGUCCCACAGAUUCAGCCCGUCGCUGCUGUAACCGGAUCGGCUCAAAGCUUUUUAGCAAGCGGCCAAAUUCUCCCCGGCCUAUCGAUUCCCGGUGGGUCUACAACGUCGCAGCCAUCGCAAGUGCCUUCAGCACCGGCUGCGAUGCGCAAUGAGAUCUCGGCGGCCGGGCAUCCUGGCGGCGUACAAGAUUUUGCGAGGGUAAAUGACCGACACAACAACCAAGCUGCGGUGCGAGAGCCUACUUUGGUUCGGAGCCAUGACCUCUCCCCACUUGCUCCCCAACCUACGCAUCAUGUUAUGCCACAAGCCAUAGCCAGGGAGGCGCAUCUUGGCUCCUCUGAGCUCCCCAGCGGGCCCCAAGCCGCCCCCGCGCAAGUCGCGGCGUUACGGAAGCAAACCUCCAACGGAUCAAGCCCAGAGAGCUCGCCCCAUAGUAGCAAGAAUGCGGACAAGAAGAAGGGCAAGAAGAAGAAGAGAAAGGCAGACCGGCUCGCGGCGGACACAGCGGCAGCCUCUCCUUAUAUCAAGCCAGAGCCGCGUUCCCCUUCGCCGCUGACUCCUCAGUAUGCCCGCCCGAACAAGCGCCAGCGACACUCGCAGCAGCAACCGGUGGAAAUUCAAGAUGAUGAGCCCAGGUACGAACAGCCCGUGCCGGCUGAGGAAAGCUACGAUGCGCGCUACCAGCCUCGAGUUGUCAGGCAAGAGCGGGUUGUAGGCUACGAAAGGGCUGAUGAGUAUCGCCCCCACCAUGGGGAGGAACCCUUGGUCAUCACUUCUCCGAGAUACGAGAGGAUUUAUUACGAUGACUACAGAGCGCCGCCGCCGCAGAGCGGGUACCCAGCUGCAGGCCCAGAGCCAGCGCAGUAUGUCUCUAGAGAAGUACGUACCGUGCGACCUGCGCCCCGCGUCGUAGAGAGUCUGUAUGAUGACGGGGCUACUUACUACCGCGAUGUUCGCGCCUCGUCAAGGAUGAGUGUCCGUCCUCCCGCGCACCCCGACCGCUCGCAAUCGCCGGUAGCUUACGAGCGCCCAUCUGUCGCCAUGCCUCCACCGAGGGCUGCGCCUCGCCGCAUCAUCGUCGACGCCUUCGGCCGUGAGUAUCUUGAGCCGAUCCGCCCAGCCACCGUCGUUCGAGAAGAGGUCGUGGCUGAGCCCAGAGGGGCUUAUGAACGGGCUGUUCCCCCGCGCGCGGUCUCACACCGACCUGAACCGUUAGAUGACGAUACAUUGCUCUACCAUCCCACAUCUCCUGUUUACACAGCACCGAGGCGGGUUGUCACGCAGCCUGAGUAUUCGUACCGGGAAUCUGCCGUAGCUAGCGGCGCCAUGCCGCCUCCGCCCGUUGAAUAUCGGACGGAGCCCACAAGAGAGUACAUUUCCCGGCCGUCGAGCGUCCGGCCACCCAUGGAGUCCAUCCGCUACGAUGCUGCUCCUUCGGGCUAUGAACGUGUCCCGGCUUUCCUGGACGAGCACCCACCCUCGAUGGCGCCUAGGGAAUAUUACCGCCGUCCGGCCAGUACCCGCCCAGUCGAGAGCCGCUACGUCGUACCGGUUGCCUAUGAAUCACCGGUACCGGCCCGCGAGUAUCCGCCCGUUGCCCACGCUCCGCUCCGCUCUGCUAGUGUCCGCCCAGCUUCGGAUGCCCCCGUUCGUUAUGAGAUUCCCCCCGAGUACGCCUCGAGUACUGUGCCCGGUGCCGCUGGCUCUGGCGCCUACUAUCAACAACAGGACGCGAGGAGAGACGCGAUCAUGCCGCCCCCGCCGCCGGGCAGGGCAUACAGUGUCAUGCCGGGUGACCAAAUUGCUAGGAGGGAGUUCCCCGCCGGUGGUGCUGGCGGCACGCAGGCGCACCCACAGCCGCAGCCCCAGCAGCCGGCUGAGAGGUACUAUGCUCAUCCCGGGGGCGCCUCGCAGGCGCAGAUAUCGGGAAGGGACGAUGAGGAGGUGGUGUUUUUGGAGAGAGGCCCUCGUGUGGUAAGGGAAUAUCGCUGA
This is a messenger RNA of Dichotomopilus funicola, 2808 nucleotides long. RefSeq lists its product as uncharacterized. Bases 1 to 2808 code for a protein of 935 amino acids. Lineage: Eukaryota; Fungi; Ascomycota; Sordariomycetes; Sordariales; Chaetomiaceae. The record is from RefSeq and is a predicted model, not a curated record. The transcript has a single exon.